Molecule: messenger RNA, 719 nt
Organism: Leopardus geoffroyi (Geoffroy's cat)
Lineage: Eukaryota; Metazoa; Chordata; Mammalia; Carnivora; Felidae
Gene: DEPDC4
Product: DEP domain containing 4
Biological process (GO): intracellular signal transduction
Source: RefSeq, a predicted model, not a curated record
AGGGCAUGACGUCACUUCCGUCAGGCUUGGAGGGGCGGGGCCUACGCUCCCUGGGCCCACAGAGUGCCAGGAGGGGGCGGUGUUACGAGCUAGGGGAGGACCCCGAGCGCUAGCUGACGGCGGUCCCUUUGACUACGCGAUUCCAUAGCCUUGGCAGCCGGAGUAGGCUUCCGAGGCCAGGACCGAGCGAGCAGAGUUUCGUUAGCCCUAAAGGUGGCUUCUGCCGGAAAAGGAGGACAGGAUGCUCUAGUCCUUAAGCUACUCAGCUAUGGGAUGAUAUUAUUCACUCCCUUCAGACUCAGGUGGAAAUAAAAAAGAAGCAUCAUUGACGAACAUACAAGAACUGUUUUACUGGCUCUGAUGCUGUUGAUGUAGCAUCAAGUCAUCUUAUGCAAAACAUGUGCUUAAGUAGUAAUGACACCUCUCCUCUUAAAGGAGUUUGUCUUUGCCAAGUUCUAACGAAUCAUCAAGUACUUGAACCAGUAGGAAUGAAGCUACUGAAAAAUGAAAAGGAACUCUAAUUUGAAGAUUAAAACAGUAGUCCCAACAAGUUUCUAGGCAAUAAAUCAUCAUAUAAAAUUAUCCACACAGUAAGUGGAAAUGUGGUUAUACCUCCAAAUAUCACAAUCCUGGACAAACCUGUUCUCUCACUUUCAAAAGAAGGUCGGUCCUCUGCAGAGUUCCUCUUUGCUUGCAAUGGGGACUGUUUAGACCUUUAA